Molecule: messenger RNA, 1815 nt
Organism: Indicator indicator
Lineage: Eukaryota; Metazoa; Chordata; Aves; Piciformes; Indicatoridae
Gene: CARS2
Product: cysteinyl-tRNA synthetase 2, mitochondrial
Exons: 15
Coding region: 1-1734 (577 amino acids)
Biological process (GO): cysteinyl-tRNA aminoacylation
Cellular component (GO): cytoplasm
Molecular function (GO): ATP binding; cysteine-tRNA ligase activity
Source: RefSeq, a predicted model, not a curated record
AUGCUUCGCGGAGCGGCGGCAGCGGCCGCCUGGCUGCGCGGCCCCUGCCCCGGCGAAGGGAAGGUGGCGGCGCGGCGGUGUUGCAGCGCGGCACGGCGGCGGGAGUGGGUGCCGCCGGCUGGGCGGGACAGCGGGAUCGUGGCGUACAACAGCCGGAGCCGGAGCAAGGAGCCGCUCGUACUGGCCACGGAAGGAGUGGCGACCUGGUACAGCUGCGGACCGACCGUGUACGACCAUGCACACCUCGGACACGCCAGCUCUUAUGUUAGGUUUGAUAUAAUUCGAAGGAUAAUGACGAAGUUUUUUGGAAUUGAAGUUAUCAUGGUGAUGGGGAUCACAGACAUAGAUGACAAGAUAAUAAAAAGAGCCAAUGAGAUGAAUAUAUCGCCUGUAGCUCUUGCUCGUAUAUAUGAAGAAGACUUUAAACAAGAUAUGGCUGCCUUAAAGGUACUUCCUCCUACAGUGUAUAUGAGAGUGACUGACAAUAUUCCUCAGAUCAUUGCCUUUAUAAAAACAAUAAUUGCUAGUGGACAAGCUUACGCAACCUCACAAGGCAAUGUUUAUUUUGAUGUCAAAGCUUGGGGAGAAAGAUACGGAGUAUUAACUGCUAUUUAUCCUGAUGCUCAAGAUGAAUCAGUUAAUACUGAUAAACGACAUGGUAAAGAUUUUGCUCUGUGGAAGGCUGCCAAACCUCAAGAGCUAUCUUGGACUUCUCCCUGGGGAAAAGGCAGGCCUGGAUGGCACAUUGAGUGUUCCACAAUAUCAAGUGCAGUGUUUGGAAGGCAGCUGGACAUCCACACCGGCGGAAUAGAUCUUGCAUUCCCUCAUCAUGAAAAUGAAAUUGCACAGUGUGAGGUGUAUCAUCAAUGUGAGCAAUGGGGGAAUUACUUUUUGCAUUCUGGGCAUUUGCAUGUUAAAGGAAGUAAAGAGAAGAUGUCCAAGUCAUUAAAAAACUACAUAACAAUUAAGGAUUUCCUGAAGAAAUCUUCAUCGGAUCAAUUCAGGAUGUUUUGUUUGCGCAGCAGAUACAGCUCAGCAGUGGAAUUUAGUGACAAGAGCAUGGAUGAUGCAAAGCACCUUCUUCAGGCAAUCUCCUCAUUUAUUAGAGAUGCAAAUGCUUACAUAAAAGGAGAGCUGGUAUGUGACCCUGUUAGAGAAGAUGUACUCUGGGAAAGGCUAGCCAGCACAAAAGUAACCGUGAAGGCUGCGUUUGCAGAUGACUUUGACACCUCCAGGGCUGUUGCAGCAAUUAUGGACCUCGUUCACCAUGGCAACAGACAGCUUAAGGCUGUUACUAAGGAUGCUGGAUUUCCUAGAAGUUCUGUUGUGUAUGGAAGCAUUAUUUCCUAUAUAGAAGGCUUCUUUAAUGCCCUUGGGAUGUCCUUUGGAGAAAGACAGGUGGCUCUGGGAGGAGACAAUUCUGCUAUGCUCUCUAAUGUCAUUGAUGAGCUUGUUAGGUUCCGAGCCAAGGUCCGUCAUUACGCGCUCGCUCUUCCGGAAGCAGGUGACGCUGUGCCAGCGGAGGGUGCCGUGGGAGCCAAAGGACUGAAACAGGAACAAAAGGAAAAGAGGCAGCAGUUAAUGCAGGAGAGAAAACCACUCCUAGAGGCUUGUGACAGUCUGCGUGGAGACCUUGCUGCCUUUGGAAUCCACAUACAGGACAGAGCUGCUGUUUCAACGUGGGAAAUCAAGGAAGGAGGGGAAGCAGAGCAGCAGACCGAGAAAAAAAGCUGAUCUGUUAUCCGUGGACUUGUUUUUUAUUCCCAUUGCUUUAUUCCAGUUGUAAAUAUUGUAUCCAAAUAAACUCUUUGGGAC